Messenger RNA from Debaryomyces tyrocola, 81 nucleotides. Lineage: Eukaryota; Fungi; Ascomycota; Pichiomycetes; Serinales; Debaryomycetaceae. The record is from the annotation of a GenBank genome assembly.
AUGAAUGAAUGGAAUACCUAUGACAGUAUAGAAUCUCAUAUCCAAAACUUGAUGGAUGUAUUUGGUAUCGUUAAGAGGUAA